Molecule: messenger RNA, 246 nt
Organism: Colletotrichum gloeosporioides
Lineage: Eukaryota; Fungi; Ascomycota; Sordariomycetes; Glomerellales; Glomerellaceae
Exons: 2
Coding region: 1-246 (81 amino acids)
Source: RefSeq, a predicted model, not a curated record
AUGGGCCGCAUUCACAUCGGCUUCGAUAUGGCGAUGCUCGACAAUUACGCACCCACGGCUUUCUGGGCCGUCUACGAAAUUCUUUCCGCCCAAGAUUGGUUCAGGAAAUCCGCCAAGAAGUCCGCAAGGCCAUCACCAAAGGAGGCGCAGCGUGUGAACUCUGUCCAAGCCGGCAUCCGCGAGAUCCUCCGCGAUACGACCAUCACCACCGAAGACACGUCAGUUUUGUUGAAGAAGGGGAGCUAA